AUGACCCAAACAUUGACAGCCCAGGCCCUGAUCGACCGUCAUGCAUCAAGUUUCAGCCAGCACAAGCCGAUUCCCUCCUUUGCUGAAAUUCAAGAGCAGGGCCAGGAGCUGCCUCACAUCCUCAUCAUCACCUGCGCCGAUCCACGAUGCAUUCCGGAGAACAUCUUCAACUUACACACUGGAGAGGCAGUAGUUUGCCGCGUUGCUGGCGGAAAUGCCGAAUUCGCCGUCACCUCUCUCCUUUCGAUCGACACACUCCUGAAUUUCACCGACGUCAUCAUUGUCCAGCACACCAACUGCGGAGCAACAAUGUACAGAGAUGACGCGGUCAAAGAGGAACUCAGGAAGCGGGCCCCGAAUCUGUGGGCAGAAAUUAACAGCAUGGCAUUUCACGCGUUCUCGGGUUCAAUCGAGAACAAUGUGAAGAAGAGCAUGAAAUUCUUGAAAGAAUCCCCUCUGGUUCGAGAGUCUUUGAAACCAAGCAUCCGGGGAUUUGUCUUCGAUCUUCACAGUGGAGAGCUGAAGGAAGUCAAAUUGUAG
Molecule: messenger RNA, 540 nt
Organism: Cladophialophora bantiana CBS 173.52
Lineage: Eukaryota; Fungi; Ascomycota; Eurotiomycetes; Chaetothyriales; Herpotrichiellaceae
Exons: 5
Coding region: 1-540 (179 amino acids)
Molecular function (GO): carbonate dehydratase activity; zinc ion binding
Source: RefSeq, a predicted model, not a curated record